This is a messenger RNA of Bipolaris zeicola 26-R-13, 339 nucleotides long. RefSeq lists its product as uncharacterized. The transcript has 2 exons. The coding region runs from base 1 to 339 and encodes 112 amino acids. The record is from RefSeq and is a predicted model, not a curated record. Lineage: Eukaryota; Fungi; Ascomycota; Dothideomycetes; Pleosporales; Pleosporaceae.
AUGCUGUCGUUCUUGAUGCUCUUUAUAAGUCCAACACUUAUUGCAGGCAGCCUCAUGUGUUGCUUUUCUGAUGUGAACAAGUCUAAAAAGGGCCCUUGCAACAAAGAUCAGUACGCUCGGCACCGAGAUAUCAUUAAUGGAUGGAUGCAAGGCUGUAUUCGAGAAUCAUGUGGUACUCAGGCAAUUGGUAGUGGCAAUCCAUAUGCUGAGGCCUUUAAUUGUCCGAAACGACCAGUUGAGGGCAGUUUUGGGCGAGUUGUUGGCGAUUGCUAUAUCCAAUGCAUUGGAUACAGUUCUUUUGGGGUCUGCCCAUCGAGCCCUGGCACUUGUGCCGCCUAA